Molecule: messenger RNA, 2063 nt
Organism: Rubroshorea leprosula
Lineage: Eukaryota; Viridiplantae; Streptophyta; Magnoliopsida; Malvales; Dipterocarpaceae
Source: the annotation of a GenBank genome assembly
CUCUCUUCACCUUCACACCUUCCUCUGUUCUUCCUAGGAAAAACUUUGUCACAUCUUAGACCCAUUUCCCACAAUUAGAGGGGGGGAAAAAAAGGAAAGAGAGAUCAUGGCGACGGAUAAAGUAGUGGAGACUGUGAUAGUAGGAAAUUAUGUAGAAAUGGAGACAGAAGGGAAGCCUAAGGACAUGAAAUCCAAGCUUUCUAAGUUUUUCUGGCAUGGUGGCUCUGCUUAUGAUGCUUGGUUUAGCUGCGCUUCAAACCAGGUGGCUCAAGUGUUGCUUACAUUGCCAUACUCAUUUUCUCAGCUGGGGAUGCUAUCAGGAAUACUGUUUCAGCUUUUCUAUGGGUUGAUGGGUAGCUGGACGGCAUAUCUCAUAAGCAUACUCUAUGUAGAAUACAGAACAAGAAAAGAAAGAGAAAAAGUUGAUUUCAGGAACCAUGUCAUCCAGUGGUUUGAAGUCCUUGAUGGCUUGCUCGGAAAACACUGGAGGAACGUGGGUUUGGCAUUUAACUGCACUUUUCUUCUGUUUGGAUCUGUCAUUCAACUCAUAGCUUGUGCAAGCAAUAUAUAUUACAUAAAUGAUAAUCUGGACAAGAGAACUUGGACAUACAUCUUCGGAGCGUGUUGUGCCACCACAGUCUUUAUUCCAUCAUUUCACAAUUACAGAAUCUGGUCUUUUCUUGGUCUCGUAAUGACCACCUACACUGCUUGGUAUCUCACCAUUGCAUCCCUACUCCAUGGCCAGGUUGAAGGGGUAAAGCAUUCUGGACCGACCAAGCUGGUGCUAUAUUUCACAGGGGCCACAAACAUUCUCUACACAUUUGGGGGACACGCUGUUACGGUGGAGAUUAUGCACGCAAUGUGGAAGCCACAGAAGUUCAAGGCCAUAUAUUUGCUAGCGACCCUGUAUGUUCUGACACUGACACUUCCUUCCGCAGCAGCUGUUUAUUGGGCAUUUGGGGACAUGCUUCUCAAUCACUCAAAUGCCUUUGCUCUUCUUCCAAGAUCUCCCCUCAGAGAUAUGGCUGUCAUCCUAAUGCUCAUCCAUCAGUUUAUUACAUUUGGAUUUGCAUGCACACCGUUGUACUUUGUGUGGGAGAAAGCAAUUGGGAUGCAUGAAUGCAAAAGCCUAUGCAAAAGAGCGGCGGCCAGGUUGCCGGUGGUCAUCCCCAUUUGGUUUUUGGCCAUCAUUUUCCCCUUCUUCGGACCCAUCAACUCCACCGUUGGAUCCCUUCUCGUCAGCUUCACCGUCUACAUCAUCCCCGCCUUGGCCCACAUCUUCACCUUCAAAUCCGCCACCGCAAGAGAGAAUGCGGUGGAGCAACCACCGAAGUUCGUGGGAAGAUGGGUUGGGACAUACACGAUCAACAUGUUCGUGGUGGUUUGGGUCCUCGUGGUUGGGUUUGGAUUUGGUGGGUGGGCCAGCGUGACAAAUUUCAUACACCAGAUUGACACAUUUGGGCUGUUCACCAAAUGUUACCAAUGUCCACCACCACCGCUGCCACCGUCAUCUCACCCCCUCAACGCCACCGCAGCGGCUGCUCCUCCUCUGCAUCACCCCUUAAACCACACUCUCCACCCUUGAUCCAUCCCCCUGAAGACAGUUGUUACCAAUCCAGAAUUCCCCUAAGCUCAACUUCAUUAACAUGGCACCCAUGAACACAACGCGAGGCACCUUAAUUGCAUCUUUGAUAUGUAGGAUUUGGAAUGAGAAGACAGAGGUGGAAAAUCAAUACUACCAUUUUCUCUGUCUCUUGUUAUUUAGCUUAGAGAGUUUGUUAAGCAUGUUGACUUGUUGAGGGAGAAAAUUAAGGAAGCAAAAAAAUGAAGCUUGUAUUAAUGCUCUUAGUUAAUUGUCAUCCUCCACCCCCACAUCCAUUUGAAUGUGAAAUGUCAGAAUGUGACAAGUUAAUUUUUAGUAAUAUGUCUGGUAAAAUGGAAAAAGGAUGAUUGACAGGUCCGUAUCUAUCCAGCCAAUAUACUGCAAAGCAUCAGUUACACAGAAAAAUGGUAACGGAAUCUACCUUUGCCACAAGGUGACAGAAUAAGGAAUCCAAAAUGUU